UGUGUGUGUGUGUGUGUGUGUGUCAGUGCAGCAAAAACCCCUCAACAAACACACACACACACACACACACACACACACACACACCGGCUCGGUUUACCGCCGCCUGUCAGUCAUCACGGAGCCGUUACAUAUUUUAUUUUGACCGCGAACAUGUCGGACUUCGAAGAAUUCGAGAAGCAGCUCAGCGAGAAUCGGCAAGAGCGAGAAAGAGAACGACACAAAAAGAGGAGUCGCAGCGGAUCUCCGGGCCGAGGCGACAAACAUCGCAGCUGGAGCAAAGACCGGGGGAGCCGGAGCCGAGAGAAACGGAGCCGCAGCAGAGACCGCAAGAGCCGGGACCGCCGGAGCUCCUCCCGGGACCACAAGAAGCACAGCCACUCUCCGAGGCGGACGAGAAAGAAAAGGACCUGCAAAUACUGGGACGUCCCUCCUCCUGGCUUUGAACACAUCACACCAAUGCAAUAUAAAGCUAUGCAAGCGGCCGGGCAGAUACCAACAAUAGCUCUGCUGGCGACGUCCACCACCACCGGGGUGGCUGCUGCACCGACACAAGUGCCCAUAGUUGGCAGUCAGAUGACAAGACAAGCCAGACGCCUCUAUGUUGGAAAUAUUCCCUUUGGAGUGACCGAGGAGUCCAUGGCAGAGUUCUUCAAUGCUCAGAUGCGCCUCGCGGGCCUUUCACAGGCCCCGAGCAACCCUGUGCUCGCCGUGCAGAUUAAUCAGGAUAAAAACUUUGCUUUCCUAGAGUUUCGGUCUGUAGAUGAGACGACACAGGCCAUGGCCUUCGAUGGAAUCAUUUUCCAGGGUCAGUCUCUGAAGAUCAGAAGACCUCACGACUAUCGGCCUUUGCCUGGUAUCUCAGAGCAGCCGGCUUUCCACGUCCCAGGUGUCGUCUCCACAGUCGUUCCCGAUUCCCCCCAUAAACUGUUUAUAGGAGGUCUGCCUAACUACCUUAACGAUGACCAGGUAAAGGAACUCUUGACAUCAUUUGGGCCCCUCAAAGCGUUCAAUCUAGUGAAGGACAGUGCCACGUCACUGUCAAAAGGUUACGCCUUUUGCGAAUACGUAGACGUCAGCGCCACUGAUCAGGCAGUUGCUGGACUCAAUGGGAUGCAACUGGGAGACAAAAAGCUGAUCGUCCAAAGGGCGAGUGUGGGAGCUAAAAAUGCCAAUCCUACCUCCAUCAUAGAGACCCCGGUGACGCUGCAGGUCCCUGGACUUCAGAGGCUGCAGAACUCUGGCAUGCCCACAGAGGUGCUGUGCCUUCUCAACAUGGUGAUGCCCGAGGAGCUGGUGGACGACGAAGACUACGAGGAGAUCCUGGAGGACAUCCGCGAAGAGUGCUGCAAGUACGGCAGUGUCCGCUCUAUCGAGAUCCCCCGACCCGUCGAUGGCGUGGAAGUCCCCGGCUGUGGAAAAAUCUUUGUGGAGUACGUUUCCGCUGCAGACUGUCAGAAAGCCAUGCAAGCUCUCACCGGCCGCAAGUUUGCCAACAGAGUGGUGGUCACCAAAUACUAUGAUCCGGACAUGUAUCACAGACACGAGUUUUGAAAGCACAGACGGGAGCGUCUCCUUCCUCGUUUUCUGUUUGUAAGCUUGGGUUCAGUCGGUUUCUUUACUCCUCUGAAUGUUGUGAACGUGUCCUUAGAGACUAGACCUGGAAAAGACGUUUUAUUACAUCUUCUACUUAACAAAACUGGACUGCAGUGUGUGUUUCUUCAGUACUGAAUAUCUAACUCCCAGCUUUAGCCCAAUACUCACACAGUGAACUUAUAUCAUUCUUGAAAAUACUGUAGUACUCAUUACAUUUGUGGUAGAAUGAAUGUGACAUGUAUCGUACCUAAACCCUGAACUAAUACUGCCUGACAAUACCAGAGUAGCUGUCUAUCAAGUAUGCACUAUAUGAGAAUAACCAACGGUCAGACGUUUAGAUUUCCCUCCUGAGCACAAACAUUGAUUUCUCUGUUUUAGAUCUAGAUUUGAGAAGCCAUCGACAUGUUUCUUGUGCGCCUAUGAGAGAAACAAAAGUUUUUAUUUAUUUAUUUUUCCAAAGUAAUAUUUUCCUCUAUACGUACGUCACAUAUUAAUGUUCCUUAAGCAUAUACGAUGCUAUUACCUGUACCGCUUACGUAGACCAAAUGUCGACUUUUUUUGGGCCUCAAAGGUCAUUUUGUAAAUAUGAAACAUUAAUGUCUAAAGAGAAGAAAUAUAUUGGCCAUGCACACUGGAAGCUACUUGAAUUAGGAGAUUAUAUGAAUUAAAAAAAUUGUCUUGGUUGAAACAUUUUUAUGAAACAUUUGGACCGUUGACUGUUUUUUAAACCCCUCCCCCAAAAUUAACAAUUGUCCAGGUGUAGCUUAGCAAUUAUAACUAGGGCUAGUUAGUGUUUAAAGAGUUUCUUAUUGCCUUUACAAAACCAAAAUUUAGAAGAGCAGAAGAGUAAAGAGCGGAUUAAACCGUGUUUAUGAGCUCUAAUGUAAACUAUCAAUCUAUCGGAUAACGUAUGACCACGCCAGAUAACGGAUAUCGAAGCCAAGACGUCCUCGACAGUCACAACGUCUUACACAAGAUAUUUGCAUAUGAAUGCAGCUAAGUUUAAAAAUAAUAAUAAAAAGCUAAAUCAUUGUUAAAUUAAUAUCAAUCAAUAUCUUUUGCUUUGCAACCAAAGCCCGCUCAAACACAAUUGGUCGAUUCUCCUCGGACCACCGACAGAAACCCGACCCCUGCAUUCAUAUGCAGAUAUCUGUUUAUAGAGAUUAACUGAGCUUUACCUCCAAAGCCGAGAAGCACAUCAGUAAUGCUAGUUAGCUUGUGGGGUUACGUGUUAAUCUAGUGUUUCUCCACUGCAUGGAAGCACGGUCAAAGGAUGCUAUCAGGCUAACGUUACCAGCUCUGUCUUGCUCUUUAUUGGAUGCGAUUGGACGUUUACGCGCGAGCAACACGCAGCCAACUUUACCUUUGCCAAAUAUAUCAGUUAGUCUUUAUCCUUAAAGUCUAAACAGACUAUUUGAACACGAUAACAAGCAUUUAAACUUAAGCAGAACUUGUAAUUCUUGGACUAACUAAGCUAGCUCUACACUGAAAUGCAACGUCAAUGUUGUUUACAUUUACAUUUACACUUAGCUGGUGCUUUUAUCCAAAGCGACUUACAAAAAGGGAAAUAAACACAAUUUAACACCUGCUGAAAGCUAUCAGGCUAACGUUAGCAGCUGCUAGUCCUGCCCUUUAUUGGAUAUGGGGAUGUUGAAACUCCGUUACGUUAGCAACCGUAGCUAACGUAACCUAAGAUUACAAUAAACUAUCGAGCUAUCAGGCUAACGUUAGCAGCUGCUAGUCCUGCCCUUUAUUGGAUACGGGGAUGUUGAAACUCCGUUACGUUAGCAACCGUAGCUAACGUAACCUAAGAUUACAAUAAACUAUCGAGCUAUCAGGCUAAUGUUAGCAGCUGCUAGUCCUGCCCUUUAUUGGAUAUGGGGAUGUUGAAACUCUGUUACGUUAGCAACCGUAGCUAACGUAACCUAAGAUUACAAUAAACUAUCGAGCUAUCAGGCUAACGUUACUCGAGAUAACGAUAAGUUUGCCAAAUAUAUCAGUUUGUCUGUUUGAAAACGCUAGCAUGUGAGCUAACAACCAAAACAGGUUUAUUUAAAAAUUAGAUUUAAUAUUUUUGCUUCGUCACACUUGUGAUAAAAGUAUGACUAAAACUAAACUAGCUCUAAAUUGUGAUAUAACAUCAACUCUGCUUCUUUUAGCCUCAAACUUUUAGCGCAGUGUCAUGCAUGUAGCCGUUCGUUACACACAUUAAAGACCUCUUUUACGAGAUUCUCAUUUUAAAUUAAAGCAGGAUUAACGUUAGCUUCAUUAGCUAGCUAGCUACAGCCUAUUUAAAAUCUACUAGCAACAUUUGAGAGGGCAAAACCGACAGUUACCGGCUAGAAACGAGAAGCUACUUUUGUCUUCCUAUAUCUUAAAUCAAGCACCCGUCCUUUGAAAUAUUACUUUGAAUAUCGAUAGUAAACACGCCGCGGAAAGUUUAACCGACAUAGCGGCGGUAACCAGGGGGCGGGGCUUAAUUAACUGUCACCAGCAAUAAUCUGCAGUUUGUUGCCAUAGUAACAAAUCAAAUCUGUCUUGAUGGUCUGGUUUAGAAAAAAAUAAAGCAGAUAUGCACAUGUUAAGAAACGCACCUUUAAGUUUUGUAGAUAGAAUAUUGAGUGUGUUUUUUUUAAAGCUUUAUUCUUUGUGUGAUGUUUGUUUUGCAUCUGUUAAAAAUAAAAUGUUAAAAAAAAAUGCAUAAAUUUAUUAUGAAAUAUAACCUUUUAAUCUGCUCGAACAGUUGCAGGCAGAAAUAAAAACAAACAGUAUUCCAAAUAAAUUCAUUGGGAUGUUAGAAAAUCUACAUUUGCACAUUCAGCUAACAAAUCUGUUAACAAAUUCAUAUUUUAGUGUAAUGAGUGGAACAUAUCAGAUGAAAAUAAACAGACUCUGUAUUUUAUACGUCUUUUGGAUGGCCGAAAAUGAAAAACAUUUUUAGUUUGUACAAUCCCUGCCACUGCCAUCGCCUUGAAUAAAUGCUUGCAUCUACUCUCA
Molecule: messenger RNA, 4590 nt
Organism: Larimichthys crocea (large yellow croaker)
Lineage: Eukaryota; Metazoa; Chordata; Actinopteri; Sciaenidae
Product: splicing factor U2AF 65 kDa subunit
Exons: 11
Coding region: 151-1551 (466 amino acids)
Biological process (GO): mRNA processing
Cellular component (GO): nucleus
Molecular function (GO): RNA binding
Source: RefSeq, a predicted model, not a curated record